AUGGAUAAAAUCAUUAUAGAAUCUUCUUUUGUUAAUUCUCUAUUCAAAUGUUCACUCUGUAAUGAACUUAUACAUUUAGCAACAGUUAUUAAUGAAUGUUUUCAUCGUUUUUGCAAAUUAUGUAUAAUGAAUUAUUUCAAAAAAAAUAAUAAUACUUGUCCAACAUGUCAAAUAAUAAUUGUUAAUCCAUUUCAAACACUUAAAUUUGAUCUUACUUUUCAACGAUUAUUAUAUAAAAUCUUUCCAAGUAUUAUUCAACGUGAAAUCGCGUGUAAAUCAUCUCUACUGACAACUAAUGAAUCAACAUAUAUUCAGAUCGAAACAAAGAUUAAUGUUUAUUUAGAAUAUUGGGAUAUUUCAUUGGAUCUAUUUCCGAAUGAAUCACGAACAAAAUUAUCGAAAUGUUAUUUAGAAUGUCUAGCUAGUACACCAUUAUUAACAAUUGAAAAAUUUCUUCGAAUUAAACAUUCAUUAUCAUCAACAAUAAAAAUCGAUCUUUUUUAUAAAUCAUUUUUAUUAAAUAUUAAUCAUGAACGAUUAAUCGAUAUAUGUUAUUGUUUUGAUAUAAUAAAUAAAAAUUCAUUACUCAAUAUUCGAUUUACAAUUAGUCCAUAUGGUUAUAAAUCAAUACUUAAACAUAUUCAUCAAUCGAAACAAUCAACAACUUCAUUAGAAAUUGAAAAAUCAUCAACAAAUUCAAUUGAUUCAAAACUUAAAGUAAAAUUAUGUCGAUCACAAAAUUCAACAAAUAAUUGGUAUAUAUCUCAAUCAACAUCAUCAUCUAUUGAAUUACCUGAUCUAAUUAAUUCAUGUGAAAAUCGAACAAAACAUAAAAUAAUAACAUUUAAAAAAAAAUCUAUAUUAAAUAAAACUCGUCGACGUAUACGUUUUAUUCCAACAAUGGUUAAAGUUCCACCAUCAAUAUUUGAUUAUCAUCUAUCAACAAAACAAUAUGAUUUUAAUUUAUUUCAAUCAAAUCAAAAAACAAUAUGUAAAGUUCCACCUUAUAUUCCAGAAAAUUUUUCAUUCUAUGAUAAUAAUCCACUUGAUUUAAGUUUAAAAUAA
Messenger RNA from Rotaria sordida, 1065 nucleotides. NCBI's taxonomy places the organism in Eukaryota, Metazoa, Rotifera, Eurotatoria, Philodinida, Philodinidae. The record is from the annotation of a GenBank genome assembly.